Messenger RNA from Gigantopelta aegis, 1935 nucleotides. RefSeq lists its product as uncharacterized. The transcript has 3 exons. Lineage: Eukaryota; Metazoa; Mollusca; Gastropoda; Neomphalida; Peltospiridae. The coding region runs from base 140 to 1255 and encodes 371 amino acids. The record is from RefSeq and is a predicted model, not a curated record.
CUUAUCUGUUUUUCAGAAGUCCAUUUUCGUAAUUAGCAAACAGAAAAAAGUUCUAUUGGAUAUUUUUAUUUGUAUUAUUUUUUUUAUAAUCUGCUGUUUACACGGCCAGCGUUUUAGAGACAAGCAAACACACGAAACAAUGUCUUUCAACAAGAAGUUUCGUAAGAGGAUUCGACGCGCCGGGAAAACACUUCGCUUCUGCAUGUCGUGCACUAGCUGGGGCGAGUACGACGUCGAUGACUUCACGUUCGACUCUCCCGAGGAGGAGGAGCUCCGAGACACCCUGCAGUCAUCAGACGUGAUCGAAAUCAGCUAUCGUAGCCACCACACCGUGCUCCACGGACGAACCCGCUUGCCACUCAACGAUUUCGAAGAGGCUCUCUGGCAGGAGGACUUCGCGGUAGAAGUUCCCAUUCUACCCGGCGUGACUUGCCCCGUGUUAAACGUGUGUCUCGGUUUCCAGGACCACGAGAAUUAUCCCAAGGACCCCAUCAUUGACGGACUGCCGGCCACCGUCUGGAUGGAGAGGUUCGAGCCGACGCUGCGUACCAUGCUGUCGCUGUCUCGUCUCCAACACCGGAGGUGUAACAUCACGUUGCCCAGGAGGUACGCCGAGUUUCCAGACAGCACCCACAGUCGGCAUGGUGAUUUCGGGUUUGGCCCGCCAGCCGGCAACAUAAGACAUUACCAACUUCAACGAAUCGAAGAAGAUGAAGAAUCUAUUAGGGAUAUCACGGCAUAUUCCAAUGCGAGACCUCGAAACCGUCGCCGAAGACUCGCUGGAAACCAGUCUGCCAACCCAGACAUUCAAAUACAACCUUCAAUAUCUCAAACACCACAACGACCAAUAGUACAACGUCGAAACCGUCAUCGAAGACUCGCUGGAAACCAGUAUGCCAACCCAGACCCGUCAACCUCUGAACCUUCAACCUCUGAACCUUCAACCUCUGAACCUUCGACGUUAGAACGACAACAUCCAAACCCAGAACCUCAAGUGUCUGAACCUCAAGUGUCUGAACCUUCAGUGUCAGAACCAUCAUUGGCAGAAGCACCAUUUUCAGAACAUUAUUUAAGAACCGAAUCGCAGCAAGAUCUCCCCGCAGAAAGUGCCCCGGUGACAGAACAAGACCAUGUGCCUUUUCGCAGAAAUGUGACCCGAAACAUCAGACGAGGCCUCCGACGUCUGCACCACUGGUACUCCAUACUGGCAUUCUUCGUGCAGAGAGGUCAUAGGCCAGUUACGACACCGACUUGAUCGCCGCAGCAGUCAUCGUAGUUGUAGGCGAAACCAGGAAGAGGAACAAGUACAAGAGUACUGGGAAGAAGAUAGAGACUGUUGGGACGAAGUUAAAUUAAGCAGAUGAUGUGAUGAUCGUGAAAAACGGGUCCCAUCGAGUGUUUUUAAAAAAAGUGAUUUCUGUCUCAUUUGCAUGACCAUCUUGGUCUAAUUCGGAUAGAGGAGCCAAAUUUGUUCAUUUCCAAAGCCUUUCAAAUUGAGUGAUAAUGUAAUUUUUUCCUAGAUAAUUGCAUUGCUGCUAUUUGUAGUGCAGUUUGGAUAUUAUUAAUAAUAACCACUUGUUUCUUAGAAGAAAGUAAAGUAGAGUGUUUUGUGGUGUGAACUGAUUGAUAGAUUUUUAUAUGUGGUUACAUAAAUCGAGUCAAAAUUAAUUUCUCGUGUUUGUCCUUAAUUAUAAUUUAAAUUUAAUGUAUUUUUCAUAACCUAAAUGAUCACCUUUGUUAUACACAUACAAAUAGUGUACAAACUUACACAAAUUCAUUUUACCCUAUUAUUAUUAACUUAUGUUUUAUUCUUCUUCAAAAAUACCUCAGACGUUGUGACGGUACAUGCUCUUAAUUUUGUUUUCGCCUGUGGCGAUAUUAAUUGUUUUAGAAGGCCGUGUGCAGUUCCAAAUUGCACUUAUCUAGGUGGGCAAC